Messenger RNA from Helianthus annuus (common sunflower), 4395 nucleotides. RefSeq lists its product as uncharacterized. Lineage: Eukaryota; Viridiplantae; Streptophyta; Magnoliopsida; Asterales; Asteraceae. Bases 1 to 4395 code for a protein of 1464 amino acids. The record is from RefSeq and is a predicted model, not a curated record. The transcript has 9 exons. Gene Ontology annotation, molecular function: DNA helicase activity. Gene Ontology annotation, biological process: telomere maintenance; DNA repair.
AUGACAUUAAUGAUCAUCAUUACUUUUGUACAGUUUAUAAUCGCAACAUUCAACAUGAGGAGGCUGCCGAAAGAAGAAAAGCAAGAAGACUUUAAUGGUCAAUAUUCUGUGUCGCCAGCCAAUAAUGUCAAUGUAUCAAUGCCUCACAAAGAGAAUUUUAAUUCAAAUAAAUCAGUUACAGGCCACCAUCCAUCAUCCAGUAUUGGUCUAACAAACAUAAAUGUUUCAAUGCCGUUUAAUUACGUUAAUUCAGGUGUGUUUAGUUGUAAUAGUAAAGAUAAAACAUCAUCAACUUCAAGUUUCAUGAGAAGACCUUUAUCUUCAACUCCUAUUACACCAAAAAGUACAUUGACAUUAAAUCAAAAUUCAACUUUGACAAGGUUAUCAUCUGGAAAGCGUAAAUUCAUAAGUAAUCGUGGGACCGUAAGGCCUAUACCUAUGGUUGACUUGACAGCAAAUGAGGAUAACAAAGUUCCUGAAAUCAACCAAGACACAUUAAUAGGCAUAUCAAAAGAUUACUUGGAUCAUGGUGACCAGAUUAUAGUAUGUCAAUUAUGUCAUGCUAAAUUAUGGAAAUCUGAGGCAAAUAGGGGACCAAAAAAGGCAAACAAAUCAGACUUUUCGCUUUGUUGUGGUUAUGGUAAAGUUGUGUUACCAGAACUAAAAGAACCUCCUCAAAAUUAUAAAGAUCUAUACUUCGGUGGAGAUUCCAAAAGCAAGUUUUUCUUAAAAAAUAUCCGUCGCUAUAAUUCGAUGUUCUCAUUCACUUCAAUGGGAGGGAGAAUUGACAGAACUGUCAAUCGUGGAAACGCUCCAUUCGUCUUCAGAUUAAGUGGACAAAAUUAUCAUACAAUAGGAAGUCUUUUACCCCAGGAAGGUGAAGAGCCAAAAUUCAGCCAGAAUUCGUCUUCAUCAAAUGAACAAGCUAUUGAUGUGGAAAUUAUAGAAGAACUAAAACGUAUGUUAGAUUCUCAUAAUGCGUUGGUUAAAAGUUAUCGGAUGGCUAGAGAUUGUUUUAAACAUAAUCCUCAUAUUGAUCUAAAGCUCCGUCUUAUUGGUAAGAGAUCGAAAGACGGAAGAACAUACAACCUACCGGAAGCAUCUGAAGUUGCUGCAUUGGUUGUUGGAGACAUAACUCAGGCUGUUGAAAAUCGAGAUAUUGUUGUCAAAACUAAAACAGGGCGUAUAGAGCGAAUUAGUGAAUUACAUCCUUCUUAUCUUGCUCUCCAAUAUCCUCUGUUAUUUCCUUAUGGGGAUGAUAUGUAUAGAGUUGACAUUCCGCACAGAGGUGUUACACCCUCAAGUGAUAGCAAACGGCCUAUGUGUACAAUGAGAGAAUUUUUUGCUUAUCGAAUCCAGGACCGGGUGAAUACUUUCUCACUCCUUCAUAAUGCAAAACGACUUUUCCAACAAUUUGUGGUAGAUGCAUACACUAUGAUUGAGAGUGAAAGGUUGUUUUACAUACGCAGACAACAAACUCAUUUGAGAUCAGAUUCUUUUGAGAACAUACGAAACGCAAAUAAUGAGGGAAACAAAGAUAUGUCGAAAAUGGGCACUCGUGUCAUACUUCCUUCUUCUUUCACUGGCGGUUCUCGCUAUAUGAUGCAAAAUUAUUUAGAUGCAAUGGCUCUAUGCAAAUGGUUCGGCUAUCCAGAUUUCUUCAUUACUAUUACAUGUAAUCCAAAGUGGCCGGAAGUCAAAAGAUUUUUGAAAGACACUAUCAUUAAACCUGAAGACAGGCCAGACAUAUUAUGCAGAAUUUUUAAAAUGAAGCUUGAUUCCAUAAUCAAAGACUUGAAGGACAAUGAGUUACUUGGAAAAGUUAAUGCAGUGGUUUACACCGUUGAAUUUCAAAAACGUGGACUUCCUCAUGCGCACAUUUGUAUAUUUAUGCAUUCGGAUAGCAAGAUAGCGUCUGUUGAUUAUCUAGAUCCAAUCAUUUCUGCUGAAAAUCCUGACAAAAGUGAAGAUCCCGAAUUGUAUAGACUUGUGGGAGAAUUCAUGAUUCAUGGUCCUUGUGGUGUUCACAAUAUGAAUUGCCCAUGCAUGAUCGACCGAAAAUGUUCGAAAAAGUUUCCAAAGAAGUUCAUUAAUGAUACCUGCUUGGAUAAAAAAGGCUUUCCAUUAUACCGUAGAAGAGAUUCGGGUUCAUUUGUUGAAAAAUCUGGUGUCAAAUUAGAUAACAGGUAUGUCGUUCCAUAUAAUAAACUGCUCUUAAAAAGAUACCAGGCACACAUUAACGUUGAGUGGUGCAAUCAAGUUGGUUCUAUCAAAUAUUUGUUUAAGUACAUUAACAAAGGUCCAGAUAAAACAACUCUUAGAGUCGUGGAAAGUGACAAUCAAGAUGAUCAGGAACCAGCAAUAGAUGAGAUAAACCAGUAUUAUGAUUGUAGAUACAUUUCUGCAUGUGAAUCGUCAUGGCGAAUUUUUUCAUAUGAUGUUCACUAUAGGCAUCCUUCAGUUAUGCGACUUCCUUUCCAUCUACCUGGUCAACAAAAUGUAAUUUACGGUGCAGACGAUGACAUUGAUAAUGUUCUCAACAAACCAUCUGUUGCUUCUUCAAUUUUCUUAUCUUGGAUGAAGUUAAAAGGACCCAAAUCAUUUGAAGAUAUUCGAACAGUUAACGGACAUGUAUAUCCUACAUUUAGAGAUGCAUGUUAUGCUCUUGGCCUUUUGGACGAUGAUAACGAGUAUAUUGAAGCUAUUAAGGAAGCAAAUAUUUAUGGAAAUGCUUAUUAUCUACGAACAUUAUUUGGAACAAUGCUAAUGUCUGGUAGUUUGUCUAGACCGGAUUUUGUAUGGGAAAAUACAUGGAAAUAUUUGUCAGAUGACAUUAUCUACAGACGACAAAACGCUUUAGAUGUUGAUGAAUUACCGUAUUCAGAAUAUCAAAUCAAGAAUUUGGCUUUGUUAGAAAUCGAGAAAUUCUUACUUCGUAAUAACUCAUCGCUGAGAAACUAUACAACUAUGCCUUAUCCUGAUGACGAGUCUAUUUCUUCAGCAAACAAUCGUUUGAUUAAUGAAGAGUUAUCGUACGACCAGAGUACACUGGAAAAUGAGUUAAAUACUAUGUUAAUAGCUUUAACAGAUGAACAACGACACGUUUUUGAUGAUAUCAUGGAAGCUGUUAGGCGAAACAAAGGAGGUGUUUUUUUUCUUUAUGGAUACGGUGGUACUGGUAAGACUUUUCUAUGGAAGACAUUAUCUGCAGCCAUUCGAAGUAAAGGUGAAAUUGUAUUAAAUGUUGCUUCAAGUGGUAUUGCAUCUUUGUUACUAUCAGGAGGUAGAACAGCGCAUUCUAGAUUUGCCAUUCCUUUGAAUCUAAAUGAGGAUUCUCUUUGCCGAAUCAAGCAUGGGACCGAUAUUGCACAUCUAUUACAAAAAACGCAACUUAUUAUUUGGGAUGAAGCUCCGAUGAUUCACAAACAUGCAUUUGAAGCAUUAGAUAGAAGUUUAAAAGACAUACUCAGUGAUGAUUCUUCAAAUAACAUAGAUUUACCGUUUGGAGGAAAGGUAAUUGUGUUUGGCGGUGACUUUCGACAGAUUCUUCCGGUUGUUCCUAAUGGUUCUAGACAAGACAUUGUUAAUGCUUCAUUAAGUUCAUCGUACAUUUGGAACAAAUGCAAACUUCUUAAGCUAACAAAAAAUAUGAGGUUAACCGUCGGAAGUGACAAAUCGGUUAUUAAAAAGACCAAAGAUUUUGCCAAAUGGCUUUUGGAUUUGGGAGAGGGAAAGGUUGGUGGAGCAAAUGAUGGUGAUGCUGUAAUCGAUAUACCUAAAGAUAUAUUGAUUAUUGAUUCUAUCAAUCCGAUUGGUGAGCAAAAGGAGUAUCUUAGUUCUGAUUCAAUAUGCCAAUCCGAGAAUGUAAAUGAGAAUAUGCAACACAAUGUAUACCCUCCGGAUGUUCUAAAUGGUCUUAAACUUUCAGGGAUGCCGAAUCACAAGUUAGUUUUAAAAGUUGGUGUUCCGGUAAUGCUUUUACGUAACAUUGAUCAGAAAAAUGGCUUAUGCAACGGGACUAGAUUACAAGUCAUUACACUCGGUGAUCGUGUUAUUGAAGCAAAGAUCAUUUCAGGAAGUAACAUUGGAACACGGACUUUUAUUCCAAGAAUCAAUUUGUCACCAUCAGAUAAACGAAUUCCUUUCAAGCUACAAAGAAGACAGUUCCCACUUUGUGUUUGUUUCGCAAUGACAGUAAACAAGAGCCAGGGUCAAUCAUUAUCAAAGGUUGGUUUAUUUCUAAGGCAACCUGUUUUCACUCACGGUCAACUCUACGUGGCACUCUCAAGAGUUAAAAGCAUGGACGGCUUAAAAAUUCUAAUCUUAGACAGUGAAGGGAAAAUUACAAAUAAAACAACCAAUGUUGUUUACAAAGAGAUAUUCUCAAAUUUGUAG